Messenger RNA from Pistacia vera, 1118 nucleotides. RefSeq names its product splicing factor YJU2. Bases 97 to 1077 code for a protein of 326 amino acids. The transcript has 8 exons. NCBI's taxonomy places the organism in Eukaryota, Viridiplantae, Streptophyta, Magnoliopsida, Sapindales, Anacardiaceae. The record is from RefSeq and is a predicted model, not a curated record. Gene Ontology annotation, biological process: mRNA splicing, via spliceosome. Gene Ontology annotation, cellular component: U2-type catalytic step 1 spliceosome.
AAUAAAACGCCAGCGCCCUGUUUUCUCUUCUGUUUUAUUUUUGAAGGACGCCAAGGUUUUGAUAAGUUCGUGCCAGUUCUUCUUGUUGAGGAGAAAAUGGGAGAAAGGAAAGUGCUGAACAAGUAUUACCCACCGGAUUUUGAUCCAUCGAAACUGCCCCGGAUCCGACGACCAAAGAACCAGCAAAUUAAGGUCCGGAUGAUGUUGCCCAUGAGUAUCCGGUGCAACACUUGUGGCAAUUACAUUUACAAAGGCACCAAGUUUAAUUCUCGCAAAGAAGAUGUCAUUGGCGAGACAUAUCUUGGAAUCCAACUUUUUAGGUUUUACUUCAAAUGCACAAGGUGCUCGGCUGAGUUGACUAUGAAAACAGAUCCGCAAAAUUCAGAUUAUGUGGUGGAGUCUGGUGCAACUCGUAAUUUUGAACCUUGGCGUGCUGAGGAUGAGGAAGCAGACAAGGAGAAAAAGAAGAGAACUGAUGAAGAGACAGGGGAUGCAAUGAAAGCUCUGGAGAACAAAACAUUGGAUUCCAAAAGAGAGAUGGACAUCCUUGCUGCACUUGAUGAAAUGAAAUCUAUGAAGUCUAGACACGCCACUGUCAGUGUAGAUGCAAUGCUUGAGGCUUUGCAGAGUACAGCUGCAGAAAAGGAGAAGAAGUUGGAAGAAGAGGAUGAAGCCCUUAUCAGAUCACUAUUCCAAAAACCAAAAGAAAUUGUUCGAAGGAUUUCUGAUGAAGAUCUUGAUGAUGAUGGAGAUUUUUUUCAGCUUGCAAGUGAAAGCAGUGAAAAAUCAAACAAUAACUUGAAGAAGAGAAAGGUUUCUGAAGAAAUUCCAAGUAAGCCAACAGAUUCUUUAACAGAAGACAGUGUUGACAGCUCCAGCAAUAGAGAAACUCCGACUGAUUCAGGGAGCCAAGGUGAUUCAAAGCUGCCUCGGAAAACUCCUUUGGUUAGGAUAUCAGUUAUCAGAAAACCAACUGUGGCCAGUGACACCAAAGUUGCUGCAAAAUCUGAGAGCAAACAACUAGAAAGCACUGGAUUGCUAUCACUCUGCCAAAACUAUGAUAGUGAUGAUGAGUAGUGUAGUUUAUUGUACAUCAAAACUCUUAACACUUUUCUUGG